This is a messenger RNA of Cavia porcellus (domestic guinea pig), 3667 nucleotides long. It is a transcript of the gene Adgre1, whose product is annotated as adhesion G protein-coupled receptor E1. The record is from RefSeq and is a predicted model, not a curated record. Gene Ontology annotation, molecular function: G protein-coupled receptor activity; calcium ion binding. Lineage: Eukaryota; Metazoa; Chordata; Mammalia; Rodentia; Caviidae. Gene Ontology annotation, biological process: cell surface receptor signaling pathway; adenylate cyclase-activating G protein-coupled receptor signaling pathway. Gene Ontology annotation, cellular component: plasma membrane.
CUUCACCCCACAGACAAGGUUUUAAGGAAAGGCUCCCCGCUCUGAACCACACACACACACAGCAAGAUGUGGGGCGCCCGCCUGCUGCUGCUCUGGGGGUGUUGCUGUGUACCCAGCUGGGGAUCCACUGACCUCUACACCACCUCAGCUGACCAGGAUGAGAACGAGUGCCUGGACACCACCGCCUGCCCCGCGUACUCCACCUGCCACAACACCGUGGGCAGCUACUUCUGCACCUGCAAAGCGGGCUUCGAGGCCAGCAACGGACAGAGCCGCUUCACCGGCCGGGGGGUGCAGUGCCAAGAUGUGGACGAGUGCUCGCGGAGCCCCCCGGCCUGCGGGCCGCACUCCGUCUGCCGGAACCUGCGGGGCACAUUCAGCUGCAGCUGCCGGCCCGGCUUCUCGUCCCCCAGCGGGGACGGCUGGAGGCCGGGCAUGGCUGGGCGCUUCGCCUGCACAGACACGGACGAGUGCCUGGCCGGCGGGGCCUGCCCGGAGCACGCAGACUGCACCAACUUCCCGGGAGGCUUCAACUGCAGCUGCCGGGCCGGGUUCGAGGCCCGGGGCGCCGUCUGUGCAGACAUCGACGAGUGCCUCUCCAGCGGGAUCUGCCCCGAGAAUGCCUACUGCAAUAAUUCCCUGGGAAACUACACCUGCCACUGCCUGCCUGGCUUCAUGCAUGUGUACUCCAUGUGUAAAGACAUCAACGAGUGCCUCAUAAGGGGGUACUGCCCCGAGAACACCGAGUGCAAAAACUCCGUGGGAAGCUACAGCUGCCACUGCAAGACCGGGUUCACCUCCUCUGACUCCGGGUGUAAAGACAUCGAUGAGUGUACUUACUCGUGCCCGCCCAACGCCAGCUGCACCAACACACUUGGGAGCUUCUUUUGCACCUGCAAGGCCGGCUUCGCACCCAGCAACGGGCGGUGGAAUUUCACAGAGCCAGAAGUGACCUGCGUGGAUGUGGAUGAAUGCUCCCCAGCCCCGUCGCCGUGUGGCCCACACUCUGUCUGCAGCAAUGUCCUGGGCUCCUACAACUGCAGCUGCUCCCCAGGCUUCAGGCCCGAUCCAGAAGGUUCCAUGACACACGGCAACUUCAGUUGCAGAAGGGUUCCAUUCAAAUGUAGGGAGGACAUCAUUCCCAACAGUACAGAAGCCCGGCACUGCCAAAAAGGGAGAGCCGCGGACCCCAAAUAUGGCUCCUUCUGUCGCCUCAUGAACGCCACCUUCAGCGUGCUGGACGUUGCCUGUAAGAACAAAACCAGUGUGUCCCUGAAGAACAAGACGGAGAGCUUGGCCUCUGUGCUUAACGAAACAUCCGCGUGGGCCAAGUUCACCAAGAAGGAGAAGUCCGCGCUGGCCACGGCCCUCCUGGAGAGCGUGGAGAGCGCCACGCUGGCCGCCUUACUGACGUCCCCAGAGAACGCCAGCCAGAUCGUCAGCACACAGCAGCUGGUUAUUCGGACCCGAGUCAUCAGUGACGCGUGCACUGGGGAGAAUGUGUCCUUUACCUUAGAAGCCAACGGAGACGUGAUGCGAAUCGGGUGCGCCACCAUCAAAGAGUCAGAAAGCACAGGGACCACCGGCGUGGCGUUUGUCUCCUACACAAACAUGCAGUCUGUCUUGGAUGAGCAGUUCUUCAGAGACCCCCAGGCCCGCUGGGGCACCGAGCGGAGGAAGCUACGGAUGAGCUCCCGAGUUGUGGGGGGCAUCAUGACCGGGCAGAGAAAGGACAACUUCAGCAAGCCCGUUGUCUACACUCUGCAGAACACCCAGCCAAAGCGCACGCCGGAGGAGAAGGCCAUCUGUGUCUCCUGGGUCACAGACACCGAGGGUGGGCGGUGGACGCCGUCUGGCUGCAAGACUCUCAGACAGUCGAAAACGCACACCACCUGCAGCUGCUACCACGUUGCCAGCCUGGCUGUCAUCAUGGCCUCCGGGGAGCCUACGAUGGAGUUCCCCUUGUACGUCAUCAGCCACGUGGGCAUAGUCCUCUCCCUGGUGUGCCUCAUCGCGGCCAUAGCCACCUUCCUGCUGUGCCGUGCCAUUCGCAACAACAACACCUACCUGCACCUGCACUUGUGUGUGUGUCUCUUCCUGGCCAAGCUUCUGUUCCUCGCUGGUAUAAACGAGACCAGCAACCAGACAGGCUGUGCUGUCAUCGCCGGGCUUCUCCACUACCUUUUCCUCGCCUGCUUCUCCUGGAUGCUGGUGGAGGCGGUGAUGCUCUUCCUGAUGGUCCGCAACCUGAAGGUGGUCAAUUACUUCAGCUCCCGCAACCUCAAGGUGCUGCACCUCUGCGCCUUCGGCUACGGGCUCCCGGCCCUGGUGGUGGUGAUCUCUGCGGGUGUGCAGCCGCAGGGCUAUGGCAUGCACGACCGCUGCUGGCUAAAUACGGACACAGGGUUUGUGUGGAGCUUCCUGGGACCGGUUUGCACAAUCAUUGUGGUAAGCAAGGAUUUUGUGAGAUGCAUCUUGCAGAAGAAGCAGAGAGACCCAGGAGACCUGCAAGGGCCAGUGAAGUCCCAAGCCGAGAGACCUUUCCUCUGAGAAGUAUUCUCUUGUGAUCCUUGGCUUUAAGUUUACAGUUUUUGACUUGUGAUUAGAUGCAUGCUCAGAUACCGUCUCACCCAAAGCCCAGGUGUGCUGCUAUCGCAAAGCUUCUUAGGGCGUUCACAGGAGGAGAUACGCUCAAUGAAAGCACAGAGCCAGCCCCGGAGCGCUGGACGGGAUGCUCCCAGAAGGCUCUGGGGGAAUGAGACACACAUUGUCCUGAAGCCCACGAGUGGAUGAUGGGCAGGGAGAUAACGAAGGUCCAGCGGCGGGGCAGACAGGAAAUCCUCAGCAGGUCAGGCUGGUGGCUGGCCACACGGGGAAGUCACCGGAAGAGGACUGGAUGGCCCAGUGGUGGCCUGCUGGGCGAGCAUCCGCAGGACCACGUUCUGAGCUCAGUAGUUGUAGGGAGGGGACUUUCCUGGGGAAACGGCACAGCUCCGAGGCCGGUAGCUGCUUUGUUUGGCGAUAGGACGCGGUGGUCAGGCCGGCCGCUUAGCGCACAGGCGGGACGGCGGUUCCCAGAAUCCUUCGGACGGUGCUUCAGGGACUGUCCGGUCCCUGCCCUGGGUAGCAGUCAGCUGUUAGUGGUGCUUCAAGAGCACGGUGGUAAAGGCCCUGGUUUUUGUUUGUUUGUUUUCCGUGCUGGCACGCGGCCUCCCCCAGGGCUGCAGUGGUCCUAAGAGCUUUUCCUGUCCGGCUCCGCUUUCCAUCCAGGGCCACGAUCAGGUCAGCACCUGGAACCGCAUUCUGGUCACGGGCUCAGAGCCGCGGGGUGUGGGGCUCACGUCCGCAAUCCCAGCGCCGGGAGGCUGAGGCAGGAGAGCUCCGGCCAGUGUGGGCCAGCCGGGGCCACACAGCCGUGUCCCUCCUCCUAGAGUGUGGCUCACAGAGGAGAGGUGCAAAGACCCCGCUAUGAAACCAGCCGGGCAAGCCCUGGACCGGCCGGCUCUGGGGUCCGCCUGUGCUUUACCCACUGACCUGCUGACGGCCUCAUGGGAGGACGCGUCCACACUGGCACACUGCUCAGCCACCAGCUCCUCCCCCUCCUGCUCCUCCUCCUCCUCCUCCAUCUCCUCCUCCUCCUCCUCCAUCUCCUCCAUCUCCUCCUCCU